CUUCCUUUCUCUCCUCCAAUGGCGACCCCACCGCCCCAGCUCUCUAAAGCGGAAUCUUUUUCAAGUGAAGACAGAGUUAUGGAUUCUGGUAACAGCGGGAGUACGCAAUCCUCAAGCGGAGGUGAAGAUGAGUACGAUUCACGGAGUGAGUCGAUCUCGUCUUUUUUGAAUCCCGGCGGCCAUUUUGGUUCAAUAUCUAGUCCACAGCCACAGUUUAUGUCCCAAGAGAACAAUUUCUUCUAUCCUCGUUCGAACCUCGAUGCAUUUGUCCAACAACAAUCAUCGGUCAAUCCAAAUGCGAAUACUCAAUACAAUAAUGAUCUUGUCUGGACCAGAAGUUCAAGAUCUGAUCAAUCCAAUUAUGCCCACCAAGCCCACUUCGGGAACUUAGCGGAGUCAUCAUCAAGAACCCAGAAUCUUGUAAAUUCCCAAGGACCCAACAGUACGCAGCAGGGCCCUGUCCAGUUCCCAAACACACUAUCCGUAGAGUUGACAGGACAUGCCGGUUCAGAACAAUCUGAUCAACAACCCAACAGUGCAAUCAAGAAUCCUAAGAAACGGCCGAGAGCUUCAAGGCGGGCGCCCACGACUGUGCUGACGACUGACACCACAAAUUUCAGGCAAAUGGUGCAGGAAUUUACAGGCAUUCCGGCAGCUCCAUUUUCAGUUCCGCCGUACUCACGUCGGCUCGAUCUCCUCUCCACCAUGAGGUCCGGCCAUUUGGACACACUGGGAUCCAUGUAUCCUCUCCGUCCCUCGGCGCAAAAGGUGCAACCAUCCCCAUUUCAACCUUCAUCCUCUUCUCCCUCGUUCAACUCUACUAUGAUUGAUACUUUAGUGCGCAGUACCAAUAUUUCCACCUCAAAUGUCGGCUCUUUGAAUUCGAAUAAUUUCCAACUGCCCUCUGAUAUUGGCCUAAUUCCAAAACAGCCCCACAAUUUAUUGAAUUUGCAAAAUCAGUUUCUUCAACUUCAGCCUCUACUGCAUUCUCCUUCACUUAAGAAUCAAUCAGGACAGUCUUUUGGUACUUUGGGACUGAGCCACGAUCAACAAGUUGAAGCUAAUCUUGGUGGGUUUUCAAAUUUAGAAAGCUCUUCAGCUGCUGCACAAGAGAGGACUGAAGGGAAUCUACAAGAAAAUAUGGGAACGUUUGGUGGAAAUAUUGGUUCAGAAUUCCGUGCUGAUAAAGGACAUGGAAAUGUUUCUUCAGCUGCCGAUGGUUCGGUGAGCUCAUGGAAAUUCUGA
Molecule: messenger RNA, 1245 nt
Organism: Olea europaea var. sylvestris
Lineage: Eukaryota; Viridiplantae; Streptophyta; Magnoliopsida; Lamiales; Oleaceae
Exons: 2
Source: RefSeq, a predicted model, not a curated record